UAGAACAAAUGAUCAGGUUGCACUUACGUGAAUUACACUGCCUAGGAAACCACCUGACUCCAUUUUCUAGGCUGGUGACUUUCUGGGAAAUGAAAGAUUAAUUUUUAAUGCUCUUGAAUUCUGCUGCUUUGACAACCACUUGCCACUCUGAAGUUCCUUGGCAUUCUUGAAGGAGAAACUAUGAGCUGGGCAUUCUUACGAGAUAUUCUAAGUGGUGUAAAUAAAUAUUCAACGGAAAUCGGCAGAGUCUGGCUAGCUAUUGUGUUUAUAUUUCGCCUCCUUGUCUAUGUUGUAGCUGCCGAACAUGUCUGGAAAGAUGAACAGAAGGAGUUUGAGUGUAACAUCAGACAACCUGGCUGUGAAAAUGUCUGCUUUGAUCAUUUCUUCCCAAUUUCCCAAGUCAGGCUUUGGGCCUUGCAACUGAUCAUGGUCUCUACACCAUCACUUCUAGUUGUUCUCCAUGUUGCUUAUCGAGAAAGCAGGGAAAAGAGACACCAAACUAAGCUGUAUAAGGACCUGAAAAGUAUUGAUGGGGGUUUGCUCUGCACUUAUCUCAUCAGCCUCCUUUCCAAAACUGGAUUUGAAAUAGGUUUCCUCUAUUUGUUUUACAAGAUGUAUGGAGGAUUUGAUGUACCCCGCCUUGUGCAAUGUGACACAAGUCCUUGUCCUAACACAGUUGAUUGCUAUAUAUCCAAGCCUACUGAGAAGAAAAUUUUCCUGUACAUUGUGGUGGUGACAUCCUGUUUGUGCAUAGCCUUAAAUAUAAUUGAAUUCAGCUAUUUGAUUUUCAAAUACUCGGUCAAAUGCUGCUUCAGGAAUCACAUCAAGAAAGUCCGAAACGCCAAACGCAAAUAUAAAAAAACAAAUUCUACGGCUCACAAUGGUACCACUGUGUCCCUUGACCAAGAUUCACCCAGUAUCCAAGGAGAUGAAAAAUAUUUGGGCCACUUCCAACUAUAAAAUAAAAGCACACUGUUUAUUUUAAUAAUGUUAACAAUACAACUUCAGAUAAUAACAGAGUCUGAUUAUUUUAACCAACAUGCUACAUAUUUAGGUUUUCCCACGCAUGGUGUAAGGUUCACCAAAUUUGCAUCUCUUGGCAUCUGGCAUCUCCUUCUAAGGGAUAUAUAAGCACUGAUGUUUCUGAUACAGAUAAUGCUAACUUAAGUCGUGGUUUUUUGGUGCAAUUCUUUCAAAACAUGUUUUUUCAUUCUUGAACAUUUUUUUAAACCAAAGGGAUUAAAAACUGUGUCUAGUGUCGAGAACCUUAUUUUUUCACUCAUUUUUCAACAGGCAACAUCUUACUUUGUUUAAAGACAUUUGAUGGUAUUAGUUUUUACUUAGUUUUCCUGCUGCAGUCAUUUAUUUCUUCUGUGAAUUAUUAGUUAUUGUGUAUAAUUCUAAAGUACUGUGUAAGUGUGU
Protobothrops mucrosquamatus (brown spotted pit viper) is the source of this 1422-nucleotide messenger RNA. It is a transcript of the gene GJB7, whose product is annotated as gap junction protein beta 7. The transcript is spliced from 2 exons. The record is from RefSeq and is a predicted model, not a curated record. NCBI's taxonomy places the organism in Eukaryota, Metazoa, Chordata, Lepidosauria, Squamata, Viperidae. Bases 181 to 960 code for a protein of 259 amino acids. Gene Ontology annotation, cellular component: connexin complex. Gene Ontology annotation, biological process: cell communication.